AUGUUCAACAAACAUGCAUCUACCAUACUACCUUCCGUUCUCCUAUUCGCUCCUUUGCUCGUGAACGCCUCCAUCUUCUCCCAGUCUGAUGUGAAACUGACUUUCUACUAUGACAUAGGUGAUAAGGGAGGAUGCGGAAAGGCAGCAGGUGAUCCGGUACCUGCAGGCUGGGCCGAUUCAUCUGGUAUCAAUGCAGGUACGACCUAUUGUGAGCAGCAGAGGGGCAUGAGUUUGAAUCAGAUUGGAACCAAUCAGAUAGUCGCCUUCGACCAGGAUAAAGUGUGGGCAGAUCCUGCUCAGUGGUGUGGGCGAGAAGUUAAGGUGUACGGACCGGAUGGGAGUGAAUUGAUCAUGCCAGAUGGACCAUUCUAUAUCUGGGACAGUUGUCAGAAUUGUGCUGGUGGUGGAAAGAUCCUAGAUGUAUCGGGCGAAGCUUUCGUUAAAUCAAAGGCGGUACAUGCGGAGGCAAUAACCCUACUGGUUUCAGAUACGAUUCCACCUUCACCUGUCAUACCGGGUUUUUCGUCUACACCAGCUGCUCUGUCAUCUCCUUCACCUUCGUCUGCAUCAGCUGGUGCUGCAUUUUCACCUUCCCCUGAACCUGCGCCACCUGUACAACAACCGCCCGCUUCUUCUUCAUCUCUCUUACAACCUACUGUCACCGCCGUUCAAUCGACACAGGCUCAGCUUACUGCUCCUACUUCGACAAGUACAGGGAGUAGACAUCGUCCUACCGGAUGGGGCGGAUGGGGUGGGCACGGCAACAAUGAACUUGCUGCCGCACCUACGGCUGGUCCCGUAGCUGCUGUAGCCGGAUCGAACAAUGGUACUACUGCUGUUAAUACCUGCAGAAGGAAGAGGAAGAGGAGGUUGGCGAAACUGCACUAG
Kwoniella botswanensis is the source of this 888-nucleotide messenger RNA. RefSeq lists its product as uncharacterized. The transcript is spliced from 6 exons. Bases 1 to 888 code for a protein of 295 amino acids. The record is from RefSeq and is a predicted model, not a curated record. Lineage: Eukaryota; Fungi; Basidiomycota; Tremellomycetes; Tremellales; Cryptococcaceae.